AUAAAAACCUCGGCGUAGCGUCGUAGCAUUACACGACGAUCGUGUCGUGGUGUCUCUUUCGCUCUUACGUACACUUGUCCGUCCCGAUGGACGGAAACUCGUCCAAACAACGCACAUGUGUGUGAGCACGGAAGUGAUCGUGUGCUGUUGCCUGAUGCUGCUGCUAAUGAAGAGUUUCAGAUUUUUGUGCUAAAUUUCUGUGUCCGAUAAGGGGCGAUUGAAUAGCGAGAAAUUUACGACCGAAACUGUAAUAUGAUCGUGGACGUGGAUGUGAUCGAGACGAUGAUAUCACGCAGACGCCGCUAUAGCUGGACAACGCGUCUGCUCGCCAUCGGUUGCUGCUGUCUGCUCUCGCUCGCCCGGGCCCAAACGGCAAGCGAUGCAACGUCAGCAUCUUCCAGCGAUCCGGUGGGCGCAGUCGUCACGGCGGCGGACGUGUCGGAUGAGUAUGACCGGCCGGAAGACGGCAGCAGCUUCAUCGAUCAGUACGAACAGGGCGUACAGGCGUACCUUUCGAACGAAUGGGAAGACUGUGUGUACUUUCUCGAGCGUGCGUUGGAGGGCUACCGGACGUACUACGAGUCGGUCGCCAACUGUCGGAUGGAGUGCGAGUAUGCGGCACGGGACGUGAAGCAUCGGGGGGACUUUCUGCACGGUAGCAACAUCGACAAUCUGCAGCACUACGAGCUGAUCUUGCGCCGUACGCUCUGCCUGUCCAAGUGUGCCCGAAAGUAUGCGAUCUAUCGGUAUCUGCCGUUCAGCGAGGACUUUGAUGGUCACUAUAUGGACAUAUUUCAGGAGCUGAAGAUAUAUCCGUAUCUGUACGCUUGUUACGUGAAGUCAAACCGUGUAACACUUGCCGCGUCGGCCGCCUAUACGUACCUGGUGAAGCAUCCGGAAGAUGCGGCGAUGAAGCGAAACUUCGAGGAAGCGAUCGACCUGCCCGGCAUCGAUCGAGACGAGAUACACGAUCUGGAGGAAAAGAAAUUCGUUGACCUGCUUAUUGGUGGAAUCGUGGACGAGCAGGACGGCAACUGGGAGCGGGCGAUCGAGCGGCUCGAAGGUUCCAUCAAGCAGUACAUCUUCGACGAAAACCAGUGCCGCGCGUUCUGCGAGGGUGAAUUUGACCAUGGGUUCCUGCCCGACUUUAUCACCGCCAUCGGAAGUAAAUCACUUACCAACGCACUCUACUGCAAGCGCAACUGUACCUCCAACAUGGGCAUGGUGCGAGGCAAAUACUAUGAAAAUCUAUUCCCGCGCCACUAUCAACAUCUGCAGAAGGCGUACUAUCAUGUGAAAAAGUAUGAGGAAUCUUAUCGGGCCGGUAUGAGCUACCUACUGUUCCACGUCGAUGAUCUCGAUAUGCCGGAAGCGCUGAAAACGAUCGAAGCCGAAGCGAAGGGAGAUGUGACGGCCGUCUUCUUCAAACCACGCAGGGAAGCGGUCGAGUACAACGAACGGAUGCAAUACGAGGAAAAGUUGGCACGAUUCGCCAAACAGGAGUUUGAUCUGCUGGAAGAUGGCGACGGUUCGGACGAGUCGGACUUUGACCAGAUGGAUGUUGAUGAAGUGAUCGAGGAUGACGUUUUGCUGCCGGCCGCUCAGCAGGAGGAAGAUCGUGCAGAGUCGGAACAGGGCGAGGAUACUCAACCACCAGCAGAUGGCAACAACAAUGAGCUAUACCCAAAAGAAACGAUCGGAUAUAACGAUCGCGAUGAGCUGUAAGAGAAGCUAAGCUGGGUGAGAGAUUCAUUUCGCCGUCGAGCAGGGAUCGCCCAUGUAAUCCACCAGAGUGUGCCAUAGCGGUGUGUUUUCUAGGUUAUUUUAGAAAUAUAUUAUAGUCCCACAGUACGUGCAAAGAA
Molecule: messenger RNA, 1862 nt
Organism: Anopheles stephensi (Asian malaria mosquito)
Lineage: Eukaryota; Metazoa; Arthropoda; Insecta; Diptera; Culicidae
Product: cartilage-associated protein-like
Exons: 8
Coding region: 253-1725 (490 amino acids)
Biological process (GO): collagen fibril organization
Cellular component (GO): endoplasmic reticulum
Molecular function (GO): collagen binding
Source: RefSeq, a predicted model, not a curated record